Cylicostephanus goldi is the source of this 747-nucleotide messenger RNA. NCBI's taxonomy places the organism in Eukaryota, Metazoa, Nematoda, Chromadorea, Rhabditida, Strongylidae. The record is from the annotation of a GenBank genome assembly.
AUGUAUUCUCUACAGCAGCUAUAUACGCACCAUUCGGAAGUGGCCGUACUCAACCCAGUGUUCGUUAUUGCGCUACCUUUCCUUGCCUACCUAGUCUCUGAAAUGUUCGGUCUUUCCAGUAUUAUGGCUAUAGUGUUUUGCGGAGCUGCUAUGAAACAGUAUGUAAAAUUGAAUGUGCCCGAGCAAAAUCUACUCGCAAUUAACUACUUUAUCAAGGCGGGAGCGCGGUCCAAGGCUACUACUUCAGUGCUUUCCAUGUGUUCUGAAACAGUGAUCUUCGUCUUUCUUGGGUUGUCUACGGUCUCAUCCGAUCACCAUUGGGAUACGCCUUUCAUCGUUCUGACUACCGUAUUCUGUCUCAUCUACCGUACUCUAGGAGUUGUUGUUAUGUGUUUUGUACUUAACAAGUACCGCCUAAACAAGUUCUCAAAGGUUGACCAGUUCAUCAUGGCUUAUGGAGGUUUGCGUGGUGCCAUUGCUUACGGUUUGGUGGUUGCUCUACCAAAUAUUCCAGCCAAGAAUAUGUUUAUCACUAGUUGCAUUGUUGUUAUCUAUUUUACAGUUUUCUUGCAGGGUAUCACUUUGAAACCGAUAGCUGAAUUUUUGCAAGUGGAAAAGAAGAAUAUACACAAAAAGAAUAUGACAGAGCAUAUCUACCAAGAGACCCAUCACUAUGUACAGAACCGUGAAAAACCAAAUCCCCCUCAGUAUCAGAUUUUCUCUUGUGAAAAGUUGAAGAUAGCGUAA